UUAAGCUGAGAGCACUCGUUUGCAAUUGUCUUGAUCAUCUGUAGUACCUGUACUGCAGCGCGUAUUUGCAUUAUAACGUUGUGUUCAAUUUAAAGAAAGCUUAGACAAAUCUAACAGCCUGGCGAUGUAUUUUCCAACAUCGUGUUGCACCCUUCCCCCAGUGGAGUCGAAUUACACCCCCACAGGUUCUAACGUCCAACUGGAAGAUUUCUCAGUGUAUGAGACUGGAGAUACCAAAAGCUACAAGUUGCUAAUUUGUUUAUACGACAUUUUUGGAUUCCACCCAGUCACGAAGCAAUUCUGCGACAAGUUGAGCUCCUCUGGCUUUCGAGUAGUUAUGCCAGAUUUUUUUAGAGGAAAACCAUUUCCUUCUGAAACCUAUCCACCAAAAGACCGGCAAGUCCUCGUGGAUUUUGUGACGACGAGUGGCUCCUGGGAGAAAGUCGUGAAAGGCGACCUUUGCAAACUUUUCGAGCAUUACAGGGGGCAAGGGGUAGGACAAAUUGGAAUGUUUGGGUUUUGUUGGGGUGCUCUGAUGUGCGUCUCGGCUUCCUGUGAAUAUUCCAGUGACAUCAAAGCAAUCGCAUUGAUACAUCCAUCGCUUGUUAAGGACGAAGAUGGGGACCGAGUCAUGACUCCGGUCCUUGUUCUCCCCGCUAGCGGUGAUGCUGACAUGGUUCCCUUUUAUGAAAAAGUGAAAGCAAGAUUUGGUGAGGAUGGGAGUGGUCAUCACCGCUUUGUGGACGUGCCGCAUGGGUUUUGUGCCGCUCGUGGAAACAUGGAGGAUGAGUUGAACAGGAAACGUGUUGAUGAAGCUUUGACUCUGACUCAUAAAUUCUUCAGCAAACAGUUGAAAUAAUUACCAGAGUAGAUUAUGACAAAAAAUAGUACUUUCUAGUAAUUUUUCAUUAGGAGGAAGCAUAUUGAUUUCAUUAUUACCUAUGUAAAACAUAGGGCAGUAUUGCUUGUUAAAGUAUAAAUAUUGCAUUCGAUCAACAAAUAUAAAAUUUGGUUUACAAUUUGAUAUUAUUUAUGUCAUCAGAGACUUGCAUGCACCAAGAUUGAACGAUCAUCGCAUUAGGCACAGUCCCAUGGCGGUGUUUCAUUUGAUUUUUUCACUUGCACGACUUGCAAAUUAUUUGCAUUUUAUUUCUACUUUUAGAUAGAAAUAAAAAUACAACUAUCUUUUGUAAACCAUUGGUUUAACGUAUUACAAAGUUAUGUCAGUAAAUUGGUGAAGUUGGUUUUUAUCUGCAUAAAGUUUCAUCUCAUCAGAUAUUCAAUCCAUGGAUUGCACAUUGCUGUGAGAAUUAAACAAAAUACAGGUCAUAAAAAAUGUCCACUCCGAACCCACCCAUAAUAAUUAGCAAAGGGUCGGGAAUAAUUAGUCGAAGUUCGUCAGUCCGAAUUCCUGGAACUUUCUCCUCUACGUUUCGAUAUGGUGAACAGGUCGUAUCCACCGGGGUUUCAUCCCUCGACUCAUUCAUCGGAGGGGGCAUCCCUCUGGGCUGUGUUUGCAUUAUUAAGGACGUCUUUCCUAGUCGAUAUGCCGACUGUGUCUUGAAAUCGUUCAUCGCAGAAGGUGCAUCCUACAACCACCACAUUUUUGUAGCCUCUGGCAGAGAAAAUUGUCAAGAGUAUCUCGUUAACGAGCUUCCAUCACUGGUUUCAUCGUCGUCUAAACAAUCGGAUAAGAAUAUCAAGGACGACGCAGGUGGUGACAAUAAUGAGACGAUGAACAUCAUGAAUCCUAGUAAUAUGAAGAUCGCAUGGCGUUAUGGGCAUCAGCAGCAGAGGGGCGUCGGAGGAACAACAGGGGGAGGAAAGGAAAUCACGAAGUUUGAUUUUACGAAAAAGAGUUCAGCGGCCGAUCUGGGAGCAAAACAUGUCACCAUCAGCAAAAUUGUGCAAGAUAAUUAUGAUUCUCUAAAUGAUCCCACGUGCAAGGAUCUUUUGCAAGAAAUAGUGGCAGUGGUGAAUGACUUUAAAUUACCGCUGUCUACAGCAGCUCAUAAUUCCACCCCAGCCACCGGUGUACAAGUGAAAUUCCCAACCAAUCUUGUGAGGAUUGGACUUUCUCAUUGUGAAGAACAAGUAUUGUCGCCAAAGUUUAUGUUAGGUCUGAAGGCAAUUACAAGACAUACCAAUUCGUGCGCUUUGAUAACAAUUUCGGAGAUGGCAUCGCCCACGACAAAAAUCGGCAGGUGUGAGCAUUUUGCAGAUUAUGUGAUAUCCUUGCAAGCCGUCACAGAUGAAAAGAGACGAACAGACCUUGGGGACAUUGAUGGAAUUUGUGAUGUUUUGAAAAUAUCGUCUCUAAAUUCUCUCAAACCUGUAGAUCUUCCGAGAGACUUGGGAUUUUCGUUUAAAAAGAAGCGUCUCGUAUUUCAUGAGCUAAAUCUACCCCCUGAAGGAGAAAGCACAGCGCAACGUGAAGCGUCCAACAACACCUACUUUUCUACUUCAACAGGAGCUUGUGGUGGAACAACGAUUAAAGGAAAAUCUAUCGAAUUUUAACACUGUGUGUACAUUUAUAUUUUUAGCAAUUUAUUAUUACUACUCGUAUAAAUAGCUAUACAAUAAUAUAUGUAGAUAUAUGAUAUAUGGACAGAUUAUACCUAGAUUUUAUUAUCUUUAAAUAACUGUAAGCACGAUGUACAUUUUGUAUCUGAGAAAUUAAGAAGCAGUAAAGGACACUGUUUACUACGA
Molecule: messenger RNA, 2709 nt
Organism: Folsomia candida
Lineage: Eukaryota; Metazoa; Arthropoda; Collembola; Entomobryomorpha; Isotomidae
Gene: Elp4
Product: elongator complex protein 4
Exons: 5
Coding region: 1336-2517 (393 amino acids)
Biological process (GO): tRNA wobble uridine modification
Cellular component (GO): elongator holoenzyme complex; transcription elongation factor complex; cytoplasm
Source: RefSeq, a predicted model, not a curated record